This is a messenger RNA of Xenopus tropicalis (tropical clawed frog), 1994 nucleotides long. RefSeq names its product sericin 1-like. The record is from RefSeq and is a predicted model, not a curated record. The transcript is spliced from 9 exons. Gene Ontology annotation, cellular component: extracellular region. Bases 24 to 1613 code for a protein of 529 amino acids. Lineage: Eukaryota; Metazoa; Chordata; Amphibia; Anura; Pipidae.
GUGUAAAGAGGAGAACUAAAACAAUGAGAUUUCUUCUGGGAUUGAUCUCUUUUGUCAUUGCGUUUGCUGCAGUGGAUUCCUCUCUGUUAUGCACCGAGUGCCGAGGGGAAAUGUCCUGCAUGGGCGCCAAUGUGACCUGCGCUGGUGAAGAAUACUGUGUUAGUUGGUUCACUGUGGAAACCAAUGGAGGAAAUGCAACAAAGUCUCUGAUCAGAUCGUGCGCGCCAGUAGAGCAAUGCGACUUCUCCGCAAGUAUCCGUGUCACUAACGGGAGCGUCAAGAUAGUCAGCUCUUGUUGUGAUACUGACAACUGUACUCCUCAGUUACCCCCAUUGCCAGCUGACAGCCCCCAGACGCUUGGGAUUAUGUGCCCGGCAUGUACAGCUUCUCAAUUCAGUUCCUGCAGCAGUGAGGAGACAAUACAAUGUGGCGGCAGGGAGAGUCGGUGCAUCGAGUACUCAAGCUCAUCAGGAAACAGUACAAAGGCAGUCCGUGGGUGCGCCCCCAGAAGUUCCUGUGGCCCCGAUGGCCUUGAUGGUCCUGAGCCUCUGUCUGUGAACAUCAGUGGAUUUCAUUUUACCUUCAACUGUACCGAUGCUGAAAUUAUUGACUCUCCCAUAUCCUGUACUGAGUGCAAUUCUUCCGAUAGUUCCUCCUGCUCGGGCAAUAAUGUGACUUGCCCCCCGGGCUAUGCCUGUAUAACUCAUCACAAAGUCGAAAUUCAAGAUGGAGCCAAGACGGAAAGCAUAGUGAGGACGUGUGGAAUGCAAAGUAGCUGUGAGGAUUCAGUAAGAAAAAGCCUUCCUGGAUAUACAUUGAUUGACAGCACCACCUGUUGUUACACCAACAAUUGCACACCGGCCAUCAAAUUACAUAGCAACCAAACCAAUGGGCUGACAUGUAAAACCUGCACUGCUGAAAAUACAGAUACUUGUGAUAAUGAGCAAACUAUGGAAUGCAGUGGGGAUGAAAAUAUGUGCUAUGCGGAAUUAACGCUGCUAUCAGAAAGUCUUCAAUAUGUCUAUGGUUGUGCGACUAAAGGUAUUUGCGGUAGGGUAUAUCCUUCUGAGGAUGCAACGGUUAGUUACACCUGCCAGAUUCCAAAAGCAAUGUCUAUGGAAAGCACAACCGCAAGUGCGGCAACUGGAACUACUUGGACUGUAACUGUAAGUGCAGGAACUGGACCUACUGGGAACACAACCAUAAGUGUAGGAACUGGACCUACUGGGAACUCAAGCACAAGUGUGGGAACUGGACCUACUGGGAACUCAAGCACAAGUGUGGGAACUGGACCUACUGGGAACUCAAGCACAAGUGUGGGAACUGGACCUACUGGGAACUCAAGCACAAGUGUGGGAACUGGACCUACUGGGAACUCAAGCACAAGUGUGGGAACUGGACCUACUGGGAGCACUAGUGAAGGUAUUAAAAAUACCAGUGCAUCUCUGGGCAGCACUGUAGGAACUACUGGAAGUACCACAGGAACCACAAAGAGCAGCACUGUGUUGGCAAAUACAGGGAAUCCUGGAGUAACGAGUGCCAGUACAAAGAUAUCCAGUAGACGUAUCUAUGUUGGUGUUUUCUUCAUUCUAUAUAUGUAUUUUGCGCAAUAAGGCAUCUUUAGGACAAUGAUCUUUCUUCUUUCUUAAAUGUUGGCUUUACCUAAUAUAGAGUUGGGUAUAUACAUUGCAAUGAGUAUAUGUCAGUACAAUAUAAGAAACUCUUCUUAAAGGGUAAGUAAGGUAGUGAACAGCCCAUACCAUUGUUUUUAAAAUGAAAGAGAUACCAAGAAGCCCAAAGCACUAUUGCCUCUGUGCCUUCCUUCUGGUAUAUAACUGCUACCCUGCAGUGCAUAUUACUUCAUUCCAAACCACACACCCGGCAGGGCAGAAGGAAAGCAGCCAUUUGGAGUCAGGCUAUUGGUCAGCUUCACAGUCAGCACAGGCCCGCGGGCCUUGUGUUUGACACAUGAUCUAAAGGUCCCCAUACAUGGG